Adineta ricciae is the source of this 3267-nucleotide messenger RNA. The record is from the annotation of a GenBank genome assembly. Lineage: Eukaryota; Metazoa; Rotifera; Eurotatoria; Adinetida; Adinetidae.
AUGUUAACAAAUACUUCAGCGGUAAAACGUUUAUCAUCAUUGAGUAAUGAUUUACUAAAUUCCACGGUGACACUUUUAAAUGCUGUGAAUAUCCAAGCUGUCAUCUUUUCAUGGAACACAGGUGACUGUUCGUAUCCAGCUUCAGUGGCCAAUACGCAUCCGACAAUCUAUGUUAGCAGUCCAAUUUGCUUUACUCCAACAUCUACAAUCAGUAAUUUAUUACAGUUAACAAGCACAAAUGACCAAUUGGGACAGGCAGCUAUUUCAAUAAUGAAUUCGUUUUCAUUGCACUAUUUUUCAAUUGUUUUAAGUAAUUCGAAUACGUUUUAUGCGGGUUUAGCCCGACAGUUCUCGAGCUAUUUGACACAACAAAGUUUUAUUCUUGAACGAACAAUAUCUUUAACGAAUUUCUCAUCUGCAUUUUCAACCAAUACAUUCAAAACUCGCGUAUUUUUUAUUAUAUGUUCGUUAAACGACGAAAUAAAUCUUUAUUCAAGUAUUUCUUCCUUGUAUCAAUCCAUAACAUCAACAAUCGGCAAUGUUGUUUUUAUAUUUGUUCGUUGGUCACAUCACUUUUUAAGUUUUUAUACGCAACAGUUUUUACCAAACACCACAUCCUAUACAUCAACAAUGUUUCCUAUCCUUCAUCUCUUGCCAGUCGAUAGUGGAAUGACAAACAGUUUUGAGUCGAUGGUCUCAAACUAUCAACAGCAAAUCCUGAAUCCAUCACCAUCAGUUGCCUUUUCCGAUGACGUUAUUUUUGCUCUGAGUGAACUUGAAAGUAUGCUUUUGCUUGAACAAUCGUUACCAACAAAUUUAACAUCGACAAGCUGGUCGACUUUAUUUGGUUCGAUUACAUUCAGUAGUACUCAACAACGUUCAUUUCAAUACUAUUUUAUCGGCCGGGAAUGCAAUGGUACUUGGACCACAUUCAAAUUCCUUGUGAAUUCAAAUUUAACAAAUUAUGAUUUGGGCUCAACAAAUUGUAUUACUUAUCCAAAUAGUGACAUAAUCUAUGCGGAAGAUAGUGGUUGGCGUACUUUGCGCAUCGUUCUUUUAUCAUUAAUGGGUGUUGUUAUUGCAUGUGUUGCUGCAUUAAUUGCUUUCUUUGUUGUUCGAAAUCAACGUAAUCGUAAACAAAUGUCUCGCGGGCCGAAUAAGAUCAUUUUAUUACCCGAUGAUUUAAUGUUUGUUAUGCCAAAAGGUUCAAUAUUCACCAGCAAAGUUAAUUUGAAAAACGAAGCGCACGAACGGAGUAAUGUCUCGAUUCGAAGCGAGGAAAUUCAGGCUGGAAAAACAGCUCGUUAUAAUGGUGAUUUGGUGGAAGUAAAAAAAUUACACAUCGGUCCGCUAUCUCUACGUACAAAGGUGAUGCGUGAACUGAGAUUAUUAAAAGAUUUGCGUCAUGAAAACGUCAAUACUUUUAUCGGGCUUUUCAUUGAUCAAAAUGCGCCAGCGUUAAUAUUCGAAUAUGGACAUCGCGGCAGUCUUGAAGAUAUCCUUAAGAAAGAAGAAAUCAAACUCGACUGGAAUUUCAAAUGGUCGAUGCUGAAUGAUUUAGUUCGCGGUAUGAGAUAUUUAACUAAUUCACCGAUACGAUGUCACGGAAAUUUGAAAUCGAGAAAUUGCAUUGUUGACUCACGGUGGGUUUUGAAGGUAACGGACUAUCAUUUGAAUGAAAUGUAUUCGCUACAAAAUGCACCGCGACAAGUUGACAUCGGUGAUUUAUUAUGGAUGUCACCUGAACAUAUUCGAACGUCAAUUAUCAAGAAUGACGUAGCAACAGUAAUGACAAGUUCAGCGGCUGGUGAUGUUUAUAGUUUUGGUAUUAUUAUGCAAGAAGUUAUUCUUCGCGGGCCACCAUUUUGUAUGCUUGAUCUAACAACACAAGAAAUCAUUGCGAAGAUAAAGAAACCACCGCCAUUAUUGCGACCGUCUGUGUCUAAACAAGUCGCGCCACCGGAAUAUAUCAACUCGAUGAAACAAUGUUGGGCCGAGCAAGCAGAAACAAGACCAUCGUUCAAUGAUCUCGCUCAAUCUAUCAAAUCACUCAAUGGUGGAAAGAAAGUUAAUAUUGUCGAUACGAUGUUUAAAAUGUUAGAACAGUACUCGAACAAUCUCGAAGAUUUGAUCAAAGAACGAACUACACAACUUGAAGAAGAGAAAAAGAAAACAGAUAAGUUGUUAUCCCAAAUGUUACCACCGAGUGUCGCAGAUAGUCUUAAAUCGGGCAAAGCUGUGGAAGCUGUUUGGUACGAAUGUGUUACAAUUUACUUUUCUGAUAUUGUGGGAUUUACAACAAUAUCAGCAUUGAGUAGCCCCAUGGAAGUUGUCGAUUUACUUAAUGACUUGUAUACAAUGUUCGAUUCCAUUUUGGAGGAUUUCGAUUGCUAUAAAGUUGAGACAAUUGGUGAUGCUUAUAUGGUUGUCAGUGGUCUUCCAAUUGAGAAUGGAAACAAACAUGCUUCAGAAAUAGCUACUAUGGCAUUGACAUUGUUAUACGCUUGCGGAAAAUUCAAAAUUCGUCAUAUGCCCGGUGUGCCAUUGCAACUACGUAUUGGAUUACAUUCAGGUGCAUGUGUUGCAGGUGUUGUUGGUUUGAAAAUGCCUCGAUAUUGUUUAUUUGGCGAUACUGUUAAUACAGCUUCUCGAAUGGAGUCAACUAGCAUGGCUUAUCGAAUACAUUCCAGUGAAACGACAGCCGGUUUGCUCGAAGAAAUUGGAGGUUUUAAGUUGGAAUAUCGCGGUAUUACGGAAAUUAAGGGUCGAGGUAACUAUAAGACUUACUGGCUUAGCGGCAAAGAUGGUUUUGAUAAGGAAUUACCCGCGCCAGUCAUAUCGGAAAAUAAUCAUGGUCUUGAUAAAGAAUUGGUAAAACUCGCAGAAAAAAGUGCACGAGAACGCGAGAAACGUGAACGCGAAAAGCAUGAGCGUGAACAACGAGAACGAGAGCGACGCGAACGUGAGGCUACAGAAGAUACAGCGAUAACAACGUCAACAAAUAAUGAAAUUCACGUGAAACCGAUCAUUGAAACAGUGCCACCUGAUUCAAAACCGAAAUAUGCGAAAGUUAAAAAGAGUAAUGGUGAUCACGACGUGAAUCCGACAGAUGAUUUAUUGAGAUUCAGUCCACCACUUGAUCAACAGCAACCUUCGCGUGUAUCAAGUUCAAUCGAACAUCCUACACCAAGUGUGCUUCCAGCUAAAUUACAACAAAUGGACGGACCAAGUGGACCAGUAAGAAAGUCGACGAAAGCAAAAUGGUGA